Molecule: messenger RNA, 1905 nt
Organism: Dermacentor silvarum
Lineage: Eukaryota; Metazoa; Arthropoda; Arachnida; Ixodida; Ixodidae
Product: histone H2B
Exons: 1
Coding region: 16-390 (124 amino acids)
Cellular component (GO): nucleosome
Molecular function (GO): DNA binding; structural constituent of chromatin; protein heterodimerization activity
Source: RefSeq, a predicted model, not a curated record
UCUACUCGCAUCGCUAUGCCUCCCCAGCCGAGCGGUAAGGCCGUGAAGAAGGCCGGCAAGGCGCAGAAGAAUGUGCGCGCCACCGACAAGAAGAAGAAGAAGCGCCGCAGGAAGGAGAGCUUCUCCAUCUACAUCUACAAGGUGCUGAAGCAGGUGCACCCCGACACUGGAGUCUCCAGCAAGGCCAUGUCCAUCAUGAACAGCUUCGUGAACGACAUCUUCGAGCGCAUCGCCGCCGAGUCGUCCCGUCUGGCUCACUACAACAAGCGCUCGACCAUCACGAGCCGGGAGAUCCAGACUGCCGUGCGUCUGCUGCUGCCGGGCGAGCUGGCCAAGCACGCCGUGUCCGAGGGCACCAAAGCCGUCACCAAGUACACCAGCUCCAAGUAGGCGACCGAGCGCUCGUCCGCCCAGCCAACACCCAACGGCUCUUGUCAGAGCCACCCAAAGUGUCUGCAUUGGCAUUGGGAUGUAGCGAGAAUCUCGCGACGAUUCCGUCCGUUUUCCCUCUUGUUUUGUUUACAUGUUGCGUGCGCUUUCCGACAGCGCGCCUCGUAUAAUCUUAGCGGUAGAAAAAAAAAACACACACACACACACACACACACAACAACAUGCACUGAGCACAACAACGCGCACACGAGCAUGCAUAAUGCGUGUUCCUACUAGUGCGAACGACGGAAUGCGUGUUGUAACGCUGCGUCGGUCGAUAGUUUUGCCUUAUGCGAGCCGAGCGUAGUGUAGUGUAAUUAUUGCAACGCAGCUUGUUGUCUUUCUUUCUCUCUCUCUCUUUUUUUUUUUUUUUUUUCUUUUUCUUCUUAUGCGACGCCGUCUUGCGGCUCGCUCGCCUGUACGUUUGCGAAAAGUAAUUUCGUCUACGAGAAUGUACUCGUGGCGGCGGUUGACACGCAUACGACUGUUCUCGAGACUGGAAUCCUGAAUUAAAAGCCUCCUGCAAGGGCAGUGUCAUGUUUACAUGUGAGCGGUAUAGCACGGACUGGGGUGCGCAAAUCACUUGACAGGUGUAAGAAAUGUCCUAGCUAGAGGAACACUGAUUAGGAGAAACUUCAAGUAAUAUUAGAAAAAUGCUGCGCGCGCUUUCCGCAGACUGCUAUGGCGGUUUAAAGGGUAAAAAGUUUGUGAUUAAGUGCAGCGCGAUAACUGUCUCUCCAUAGAGGAGCCGCGCUGCGCGCCGGCGGCAAUGGCCGAGAGGAGGUCGGAGCGCUGUAUCCUCGCCCUCUUCCGUCCCCUAGAAUGCUGGAUUGGACCCACGCGGGCGUGUUUGGUUAUUUCGGCUGGGCUUAUCUGGGAGAUUACGCGAGCUAUGACGACGAAAUUUGACGGUCGUGUUGCCACAAGGGGACGCAGCCUAGGCGCAAAAUUUAAAACGCCUAAGUUCGACCGAUCACGAGUGCUCGCUGUUUUGCGAUUCGUGACCAAGUGAACGAUGGUCGCCCGGCUCAGCUUGAAGUCGUGCUCGCGCCGUGCUUUCCAGCGGCUACGAAGGUUAUAUUGCAAGCGUAGUCGUGGUAAAGAUGAAUGCAACGAGUAAUGAAAACGAGAAUGCAAGGAAGCUCUUUUUUUUUUUUUUUUCGGGAACUCGAGCAGCGGGCGCAACCUAGCACCACGAGUAAUGUUGGAUUGUUCGUUUUGUCCUUGCGAAUGCAGGGCGAGGCGUUUUUAUUUUUGUUAAUUAAUUUUUCAAGGAACAAAAGUCACUAACUGCAGCAACAAAAAAUAAAAUUAGGGCACAAUAGGCCUGCGUUGCAGUGUUAUGUGCAAGUGCACGAUUGUUUUGUUUUGCUGAAGCCAUUUAUUUCAAUUUCACUCCGCGCGUGGUCAAUAGAGGGCUCAGUGCGUCCACCAGCGACACACUCGCGAAGAGAAGCGGCGGCGCGGGUGAGCCAA